This is a messenger RNA of Phodopus roborovskii (desert hamster), 4734 nucleotides long. RefSeq names its product zinc finger protein 445 (gene Znf445). The transcript has 6 exons. NCBI's taxonomy places the organism in Eukaryota, Metazoa, Chordata, Mammalia, Rodentia, Cricetidae. Gene Ontology annotation, biological process: regulation of DNA-templated transcription. The record is from RefSeq and is a predicted model, not a curated record.
UGGCUUCUGAUGACCUAGCAAAUAACAUUGUGCAUGCACUGCAGUGCUGAGAAGACACUCCCAAGAAUAUAGCAGUGAUUCCCUAAAAGCAGCAGACAAGAGUGAUGCCUCCAGGCAGGUGUUAUGCAGCCCAUGCUUCAAGGAAACAAGGACACCUUCGUGUGGUAAAGAAGGAAGAGGAGGAUGAUGGCUAUACUUCAGUGCAGCAUGCCAGGCCACAAACUCUUAACCGCCCUGGCCAGGAGCUGUUCCGUCAGCUCUUUAGGCAGCUCCGCUACCAUGAGUCUUCUGGGCCCCUAGAAACUCUGAGGCGGCUCCAGGAGCUCUGCCGCUGGUGGAUGAGGCCUGAUGUUCUUUCCAAAGCUCAGAUGUUGGAGCUGCUGGUACUGGAACAAUUCCUGAGCAUCCUGCCUGGAGAACUCCGGACAUGGGUGCAGCUCCAUUGCCCUGAGAGCGGUUCAGAGGUUGUGGCUCUACUGGAAGAGUUGCGGAGGGAUCAUCAUGGAAUACCACUCAGGGACACAUGCCUUGCUCAGAGCCCUGAUGUGCAUUGGAUAGGCACUGGAACUCUGCAGUCUUCACAGAUAUGGUCCCCUACUUCCCAUCGAAAGAACAGUUCUGCUCUAGAGGACCAUUUGGAACCUCCGUGUAAAAUAGGAGUUUGUAACUUCCUGCCUGGGCAAGAUGAUUCUCCUACUGACUCAGUGCCUGCCCGUUUCCAGACAGAAGACGGCACAGGAUGCCAGGUAAUGACCAGCAAGCCUCUGGUAACCCAGUUCUAGGAAGCUAUGACCUUCCAGGAUGUGGAGGUGACAUUCUCUCGGGAAGAGUGGGCAUGUUUGGAUUCGGCUCAGCGCAAUCUUUAUCGGGAUGUUAUGCUGGAGAAUUAUGGGAACGUGGUUUCUGUUGUGGAGUCAUCUCCCAAACCUGCUCUGAUAUCCUGGUUGGAAGCAAGGAAGCCAUGGGUCAUGAAUAUCUGCAAAGUUCAGUUUGAGAGGGAUUCAGGUACUGCCUCUAAAGGAGGUAAGCCCCAGAUUAAGUCACACAAAUUCAUCUUGAAACAGGACCCUUCAGAAUACACAGAAACUUUUACUGUGCCAUUAGUAUGUCCUGAGACAAGUGUUUCUGAGGGAACAGAGCUCAAAGAAUCUUCUGAACAGAAGAAUAAGCUACAGAAGCCCUGUGGAAGCCCCAUACAAGUGAAAGAGAUGAAGGAAGGAACUGACGUCAGUAACAAGACAGGAAGAGACUCUGAAGUAUCGGGAAGCAGCGAUACUCUUGAUGUAAAGCAUGUUAAGUGUGAGAGUGUUACUAAGAAAAAGCAAUCCUUUAAACAUGGCCGUGACAGACGCUUCAGAAAAAGAUCACACCAUUAUAAUAAGAAACAUGUGCUUGGAGAUACAGUUGAGAGAUUUGGUGUGUACCAGAGCAUUUAUAUUAGACUAAGAAAGAGUGGAGCACGCACAGGUGAAAAGAACUUCAUCCUUAGUUCUUGUCGCCAGCAGGAACAGAGUGCUCGUACUGUGAUGAUGUACAGGUGCCAUGAUUGUGGGAAGACCUUUAAGAAAAGCUCUCAUCUUGAGUAUCAUCAGAGAACCCAUUUUGAACAGAAACUGUUUAAAUGCAGGGUGUGUGAAAAAGCCUUCAAGUGGCGUUCAAACUGUGUGCGGCAUGAGAAAAUUCACACUGGAGUGAAACCGUAUAAAUGUAGUUCAUGUGAGAAAUCUUUCCAACGACUUUCAGCCUACCGCCUGCACCAGGAAACCCAUACGAGAAAGAAAUUAAAAUCCAGUCAGCACAAAGAAGCUCUCACGGACAGCUUGGACCUGCACCAGGAAACCCAGACGAGAAAGAAAUUAGAAUCCAGUCAGCACAAAGAAGCUCCCGAGGGCAGCUUGGAUCUCAAUCAUUUGACAGAUAAGGGUCAGGAGAAUCACUUGAACUGCAGGUAUUGUGGGAAAUCCUUCAGCUGUAAGUACUACGUUCUUGAACACCAAAGGAUUCACACACAGGAGAAACCUUAUAAAUGCACCAAAUGUAGGAAAACCUUUCGGUGGCAGUCAAACUUUUCUCGUCAUAAGAGACUGCACCUUCAACAAGAGUUCUGUAAACAAGAGAAACGUCGAGAAGACUUCAAGCAGAUUUGUAAUCGGUCUCAGCAUUGUGAGGAAACUUUUACUCAGAAGAAAUCACUUACUGAGCACAAGAGGAGUCACACAAGGGAAAAACUGUACCAGUGUAGUGAGUGUGGGAAAACGUCCAUCUAUAAGUCGGCUCAUAUCAUGCAUAUGAAGCUUCAUGUUGUUAAAAGAAAACAUGAAAAUGAUCUACCUGCUAACCAAGACACAGCGUCUCACAUUCCUCCGAGUAGUCACAGCGCAGAAAAGUCUCACAAAUGUAAGUACUGUGGCAAAAUAUUCCGGAUUCGCUCAUUCCUUGUCAUUCACGAGAGAGUUCACACUAGAGAGAAGCCCUAUAAGUGCAGGGAGUGCGGCACAGCCUUCCGGUGGAGCUCCAACCUCUCCCGGCACGAGAGGCAACACUCUUUACACCAGCAGUAUGAGUGUCCUGAAAGUAAAGAGGCUUCCAGUCUGGAGUCAAAGGUCUUCACUGAUCAGAAGCCCUUUUGGUGUCAAGAAUGUGGGAAAACCUUUACACGUAAAAGAAGCCUUUUAGAUCAUAAGGGAAUACACAGUGGAGAGAAACGAUUUAAGUGCAACCUGUGUGAAAAAUCUUUUGAUAGAAACUAUCGUCUUGUUAAUCAUCAGAGGAGCCAUAACACUGAGAGACCGUUUCAGUCUCAGUGGCGCGGUAAAGAUCUCUUUGGGAUACAUGUCCGUUCUGUUGACCAGAGAAAACACAGCAGAAUGCUGCAGUUGGAACAGAGUGUGCAUUCAGAUAAUCCUGGUUUAUCUUCCUUUCGGAGUGCAAGAUUAAAUAUUCAGGAGCUGAGUGGGAAGAAGCCCCAUAAAGAGAGUCAGAACCCUUCCGACAAGAGCUCCAGGUUCAUUGCUCUCCAGAAUAUACCCACUAAGAGAGGCUGCCACAAAUGUAAUGUUUGUGGGAAAAUGUUUGGCAAGCAUUCAAGACUCAUUAGCCACAGGAGAUUUCACACCAGAGAGAGGCCCUUUAAAUGCAAAGUGUGUGCAAAGACCUUCAGGUGGUCUUCCAAUUUGACUCGACACUUGAAAAACCAUGUUAAUUAGCCUGGGGUCUCUGAUGAUGGUGGUGGUGGUGGUCGUGGUGGUGGGGUGCAUAGUUCCUGGCUCCAUUUCUAGAGAACUUGUAGGCACUGGAGAAAACCUCUGCAAAGGUCUAGCCCCUUCUGUUUUGGGAGUUUGGUGUGGAACCUUUAAAAAGCUCAGGGACUCCUCAGUCUACCAGUUGAAAAGUGAUGCUGGGGAACACUGUCUUCUGGGGGCCUUGUAGAUGUCGUGGCCCUGAGGUGUAGCCCAAGACUGACAGGCAGGUGUCCCUGUGUAGCUCUUUGCUGUGACUGGGAAGUGUGUCUCUGUGGCUUAGUAAGGUGUGUCUGCUCUGUCCUGACUCUGCACGCACCAGACAUGCAAAUGGUUCACAGACACACAUGCAGGCAAACUACCCAUAAGUAAGAAAUGGACUCAAAAAAUAGUAUGAGCAUUAAAACUUUUAAAAUAUUUUAAAAUUGCCUCUCUGAAGAUAUCUAGUUCUGCCAGGUCAGGGGUGGAACUUUAAGUGCGCCUUGAUCAGACAAGUUGGGGAUACUCUUAAAACAGGCCUUGAGUCAAGCAUUGGAUGAAAGUCGUACUCAGAAGUACAUGACUGUUGGGUAGGAGCACAGCUGUGGAUGGUUUUGAGCAGUAGAGAACUGGAUGUCUACUCUUGAACUUGGUAUGGGCAGCACAGUCUUCUGUGGACAUGGUCUUUCCACUGCUCGAGGAACUGAAGUUGUGGCUGGGGAGAGACAGAUGGGCUGAGACCAUCACAGAGAAGUGGAUGUCGGAUGAUGCCUUGUUCACCUGGCCAAUGUGGUCAGUUCCAUCAUAACUGAAGACUGUCAGACCAGUGGGCAGAGAAGGGACCACAUGAGCUGUCUUAGCAAUCGCUUACAGAAGUUAGUUUAUGAAAGCUCAAGUGUGAAGCGGGAGGAAGAGCUGGGAUUCAGACUCCUUUGUAAGUGGAGACUGCCGGCCAACUUGGAAAGUGUUUUGAAAUUGUGAGUUUAUCCAUCGAGUCCCUCCUGGGGUUAAUGUGAAGAAUGGUGAGUUUAAGCUAGCUCACUACAGCAGGGUUGAGAUGGUGGGGCUGGCAGAACCCUGUUUUCCAUCAGCACGACAGUGCAAAAGAUAAUUGUAUUUCAGAAAGAAUAUGCAACUCGGUGUGUGGGUACACACCUGCAACCUUAAUGUGGGGUGCUGAGGCAAGAGAGCCAAAAGUUCUUAAAACGAGGAUAAACAAUGACCGUAGGAGAGGUAUACCCUCCAGUUCAGAACACGGCACAGAAUUGCACGAUAUACGGUGUAUAGACAUUUAAGCAUGUUGAAAGUGGGCGAUCACUCUGGUUUGGGCUUCAUUAUUUAAGUGAGAUGGUGUAGUAGCCUCGUGGGGUGGUGGGGGGCAGUACUGAAAUGCACGUGUAGCAGUGAGACUGGUGUCCAUUGUGUAAACAUUCCUGCUGUAUAAUAAAUAGUUAGUAUUUGGCACAAUUUUCUGUGGAUUUAAAAGACAUGAAAUAAAUGUAAGAUUAUGAAAUGG